UUUAUCUUUUCCCUUCGUCGUAAAUUCAAGCCGUUCAAGAAAGCAAUGGGUGACAGUUUUGUGGUAGUCUUUAAGGCCGGUGGUUACGCGGUGUAUGUUCUAUUUCUUUUGCUUGGUGCAUUUUUGUUGAAUCAACUAGACAGGUACGCUUUAGCUGUGUCAUCGCAGCCCAUGGCUCACGACAUUAAGUUUGGAGAUAAAGGAUGCCUGCCUUACAACUCUACCUUUUCAAAGGAUUACAAAAACUUUUGUGUCGAAAGCACGAAAAACAGGAAUGAGCCGGAGAAAAACCAAACCGAGUAAGUAUACCUAUAUCAUUAUUUUUUUAUUAUUUUACAGACCGGCGACUUUUGUUGUGUGAAACUAUGGCUCGUUUCCGGCUAGUGUCGGCUUAAACUGGUAAUUUCUUACUUCGACUUCAGAGUCACUUUCUGUGCCAAAAUCAAAUACAGUCAUUUUGACUUUGCUGUACAUAUUUUUUUUCAGAACAUUUUCUAGGAUUAGCUUUCAUUCAUUCAUUUCAUUCAUUCAUUCUUUAUUUGCCAUAUAUACAAAAUUUUACAUUGCAAGGUGCUAAAACUCGUAAAAAAUUACCAGACGCUGUCAAGCAUCUUUCAGCAACAAUAAUAAAAAAUCCUAACAUGAUUCCGAGGCUUUCUGGUCAUUUUUCUUUAUUUGGUUUGUAAAAUCAUACAGUUUUGUCUCUACAGCCCAGAGGGGGGAGGGGGGGGGGUACUCCGGAUUUCAAGUGACAGGAAUGGGGGCAAAAAUAAAAACAGAAAAAUAUCCCUAGGGUGUCAAACAAAUCCGAAAAAAUCCCUGGACCAAAAUUUAACCCCCAAAAAAUUCCAUGCCGUAUUUCCGAGCCAUAAAAAUUUCCAGAGGAACUACGCGGCCGGGAUACACGAGAACUAUCAAGAAUACUCAGAUUGUUUUGCAUAGCCCAAGCUAAAGCUUAAAUCAAGCUACCCAAAAAAAGCUUGUCAAAAUUUUCCUAUCCAAAAAAAUCCUUUGAUCAUCCCUGACACUUGAAAACCGGAGCAUCCCCCGGGCCCUAUAGCCUCAGGGUCAUGUUAGAAUUUUAAUAAAUGGAAGGUAGGCAUUAGACUGACGUCGUUAUUCAGGUUAUUGCCAUUAUUAUUUUUGUCUAUUUGAUCUACAAGUGGACAGCACGCCGUUAAUACUAACUUUUAUUACAAUACUAACCGUUUUUGAUUACGUGAAAUAUUCCCACGUUAUUGUUGAUCACUUCCACCCGACGGUGGGAGGUCUAGGCACUAGAUUACACUGUACUGCUAUGUUUAUCUUUAUUUUAAAAUAAUAUGCUUAGUUACUGACCUUUCUCUAAGCCCUCAAUUCCAUCCGAUCCAAUGACGAAAUUGUUAUCCAAACACGCUACCCAGUAGAAUGGGCAUCGCCCCUGAUUUUAGUCCAUAUUUAGCCUCUUGACUUCCUGUAUGUUACUUCAUUCAGUUCAUUCUAGUUGUUGAAAGUAGAGUAGAAUCUGCCAUGAAAAAACGGUGGCUGGAACUUCCCAGGGACGAAAACCAGCAGGCUCUAUUUGAUUCAGACGCCGAACUUUUCAUGUACUCGGCUGGGCUCGUUUGAACUGGGCCUUACAGGCCAUCUGCACGAUGACGUCAUUUUACUGCUUCUACUGCUACUACUACCACUACCACUACCACUAUCACUACCACUACCACUACUACUACCACUACUAACAGAAUCCGUCCCUACGGACCCGACGGGUAGGAGAGAGAAGCUGGGAACAAGGUUGGGUUUUGCUUUCUUAUGCAAAUUAGGGCUUUUGUUAACCUCAAAUUUAAAGUAUGAAAGCAAAAACGAAAUGAAUUCUGGUCUUCGUAGUAAAAACGACGUCAUCGUACCAUUAGGGAACUUAAGAACCACGACGACGACUUUGUCGACGACGACCGGAAGUGAGAUACCGUGCACUGCGCAAGCGCGGUUAACAAAUUUCGUCGUCGUGGUGUCGUCGACGACGCCAAACACAGUAGAAUCACGUCGUCCUGCAAUCCACAAGCUUCGGCAGGUAUAACUCCCUGUUUUUAAGCGAUUUUUCAAGGGCUUUGUAUUUUUUCACCUCGUAAAUCCAGGUAUCCUUUCUUUUUUCUCCUAACAAGCGAUGUUGAUUGAAAAUUUGACUGAUGAAUUGUGUUUACUUCGAAGACAACACUGAGCGGUGCAGGCCGAGCGAGCGAACUCGUAAGUGACAAAUUUAUUUGUACGUAUUUAGGUCGGGCAAAUCAUAUGUCUUUAAUAUAGAGGAAAUAAACUUCAUAUGGAAAACAGCUAUCGCAUCGGAAUGUCUCUUUUUCCAAAUCUAAACUAUGACAGACACUCGGACUCGGUCAUGUCAUUCAGGUUGAAAGUUGAAUAACCUUCGUACGGAAAGCAGAGAUUUUUCCACACGAAAAGGUCUGACAACACUAAAAAUUCUUCAUCGUCAAUGAAAGUAGACGUACGGCUUAUAAAAUAAGAUCUUUCAUCGUCUUAAAAGACGCCUUUGCGAAAAAAACUUCGUUGCGAACGAACAUCACAGUCUACAUGUUUGUUUACAUGCAGUGUCGUCGUCGUCGACCUAUCGAUCGACUGCAUCUUAAGUUUCCUUUUUCCCGCCAUAACUGACGUUCUCGUUCCAGUCCUUUCCCAGUCAACAGACGUCGUCGUCGUGAACUUCGUCGUGGUUCUUAAGUUCCCUAAUGGCCUAUUUACUAGGACAACGUAUAGCUAUGCAAAGCGAAAUAUUCUCUAUUUAUCUACUUAACUUUUUUUUUAGCUUAUUUCAAUUAUAUGCUUAAUACUCAUCAAUUUUAUGAUGCUUGUUAUAUUUUCGUCUAAAGUAAAACGUUUUGCUUAAAAUAUCUACAUAUAAACCAAAAAAUUGAUAUCAUUUUCUUUAAUUUUUAGAUGUGAAAGAAAAAAAUUUGAAAAUUCCUCCCAACAUGUGUGCAUUUGGGAUUAUGAUGGGACUGGAAGUCAGUAUCAGAUUCUUGCUGGUCCAGUUUUUAUUUUGGUAUUUAGCAUAAGCGGAAUUCCUCUUGGGUUUUGUGCAGGUGUUUUUCAUCGCAGAAAUCUCAUAGUCUUCUGUCUUUUACUAUGGAGUGCUAUGACACUACUCACUGGCUUUGCCACCAAAUAUUGGCACUUGGUUAUCACAAGAUUUAUUCUUGGAAUAGGGUAAGAAAAGCUUUCCUUUGCUUUAUCUUGGUACUUAGAUAUACCUUUGUGAUGUCCUCUUUGAAUGUGCAGGAAUUUUAGAAGGAUUCAUCUGCAUUUUAAGUUUAGGUCGUGGAUUUAUUGUCAUGUUCUCUUAUCAUAUUGAGUAGUAAGAGCAUUUCUCUGCAAAUAAGUAGUUUCUUGGCGAAUAGUUAUGACCGGAGAAGGUCAGAACCUCCAGUUGACUCUUCAGUAACUUAUUUCGUUAAUUUACUGAGGACGCACCCUUAUCAAUCGGGCGUCGGCCUGUGUUGCGGAGGUGACUUUUCUUUGUCAUUAGUGCAUAAUUUCAUUUAGCCUCUUCAUGUCACAUUGCCUAUAAUACUGUACACCUCUGUCCCGCUCCAAAAAUUUCUAUACACAUUAUAUCCAAUUUCUACCUGGGUAUUGAUGAUCAUGCAUUUUUUUGUUUUUGGGGAGUUGAAAUGGCAAGGCGUAUAUAUUGUGGGAAUCAAGAGAGAAUUAGAUCAUUCUCUCUUGUACUAAAUAAUAUUCCCUUUCAACACUAGUCUCUUACGAGCCCUUUUUUAGCGUCUCUUGACGAGACAAAUACGGUUGCCUUGGAGACUAGCGCAAUAAAAAACUAGCCCUUGAGAUAAGUGUUAAUUUCCUACAUACAAUAAGUGGCUGGCUGGUAUAUUUUUAAUAUUUUCUUCUUUUUUUGCACAUUUUAAAUAAAAAUCUUGAUGUAAUAAAGUUUCUGUGCCUAAAAGGUUAUCAGGGGCUGGUCUUUUCAGCCCUGCCGCCGUGUACGUUUUAACUUUAUUUACGUCACUGACGUCAUAACUUUACGAGGUAACCUUUAAAAGUGUUUUUUUUUUUCCAGGGAGGCCGGCUGUACCCCAUUUGCAACAAGUUUGAUCGCUGACUAUUUUCCAGAGGUGAGAACUAAAAGCCUAUCUUGAUAGACAUUUUAAUCUUGACACACAUACAAUCGUUCGCUUUUGGCAUAGAGUUUCUGGAAUUUUUUACUUUUCGUUCAAGUGCAAGAGAUGAUUGACAUUUUAUGCUCAAAAUGAUGCUGAAAAUCCAGACUCGUACCCAGUCGCUAUUUAAUUGUUUUUUGGGAUGAGAGCCGGAUGAGAGAAGAUUGGGGAUUAGGUUGAGGCGCGCGUGGGACGUCAUGGGAAGGGAUUCCUUCUUCCCUUCCCAUGAGACCCCGCGCGCGCCUCAACCUAAUCCCCAAUCUUCUCUCAUCCCAAAAAACCCUUAAAUAGCGACUGGGUACGAGUCUGCUGAAAAUCCACAACAACACGUUUGCUGGCUUUUUCCUAUUUUCCAAGAGGGCGGAUUCAGGAAAGAAUCCAUUUAGAGUAAGAGCCAGAAAAGAAAUCUACGUUUUGUACUUACGUUAAUAAGGAAAAUCUGUAUACCUUAUCCUGCCUGCAAGAAAUUAGUCCCCCUUACUUCACACAGGAGUUGAAUAACCCCAGCGUCAUCCGCCCGUCAAUCUUGUAGUCUCGCCAGGCUUUUUAAUUAGUGCGUUCAUGCGGUCAUAGAUGCAUUUCUUCAAAUGUAACUUUUCUUUUAUAUAGACGUUACGAGGAUCUGCUCUCGGUGUGUAUAAUUGGGGAAUAUAUAUCGGUUACAGCAUGGCAUAUGCAUUUGGUAACUUUAUAACACAGGCUGAUAUUGAUGGUAAAGGAUGGAGGUGGGUGUUUUGGAUUGCCGCCAUGCCUGGGUUUGUCCUUGGAAUCCUUAUGCUUUUUACGUUAAAAGAACCAGCAAGGAGUGAGAGAGGAGAUAUACAAAAACAGGUGUGUCACUUAGAUAAUUGCCCUUUUAAAAAUAUUCUUGCAGCUUAGUAUAGAUUAUGUAUGGACCAGAAUUCAGCAAGAGGCAUGGGUACUAGCCUCGCCUGCAGGUGAUUUUAGAGGAGUCGUAUAUUUCCUCCAUCUUCAGGGAGGGAGGAAAUACGGAUGGGAUCGUUUGCGUAGACAAGCCUUUCUUUAUAACUGGUUAAUGGUUGCCUUAAACACCAUCGACCAAUCAUAACUACCGUUUGUCCACCCAAGCGAACCCAGAAAUCGUUGCGCCGAUAGCUUGUACCCAUUCCCCCUAUUGUCUCUAUGGCCAGUACCUCACGUGACAGCCAUAAAUAGCUGAGACAGCUGUCUCGUGCCUGUUAGGUCGCCCCAGUUGUGAAGCCGUAGGUCAAAAGCAGAAACCAAAAGUCCAGCGUAAGUUGCCCUUUAUUGCCUAGAAGAGUGCAAAGCUUUCCUUUAAUUUAGCGCCAGACCAAGGAAUAUUUUUUUGUAAAGCAGUAGUGCCUCUUGCUGAAUUUUGCCGAAGAAACAUGUGAAGCUGAUCUCCUAAGCCAUUGCUACAAGUCUCGUGUAUGGUGAUGUUCAUUUCUUGUUUACUUCUUUUGAAGAAAGUUGCCAGCACCUACAUCUCCAGUCGACCAGAGCUACUGAAGCUGAAAUUAAUAUUACUCUGUGAGACAUUUAUGCGCCCCUCAUUGGUGAUCUUGUUUCUUGCUGGAUCCAUAAGGAAUGCUGGUGGUUAUGUCUGGGCCUAUAACACUCAACCCUACUUUAACAAAUACUACCCAAAUACCAAUGUUGGAGAAUACAUGAGCUGGAUUCCUCUGGUGGGUGGUAGCCUGGGCGUGGUUCUUGGAGGUUUUAUCUCCGACCGAAUUAUAAAGAACCGAGGAUCUUAUGCAAGAGUCUGGGUACUGGUAUUUAGCCAGGUAAGAAGUGUUUGAAAUAUAAUCUAAUUUGUCAAGUUGCAACUUCUCUAACACGUUCAAAAGGGUUGUUAAAGCUGGAACGUUUUAAAUUCCUUUAUUGUUAUCAUUAUUAUUCAAAACUGCAUGUAUGUAACGUACGUUUAGUUUUAGCUGUUAUCGGCUCUUUUUCACCAUCCUUGUUAUCCUUGUAGGUGCGGAAGGAUUGAUCACGAGACAAACGUCUUGUUACGUGGGUCUCUCACUGUUAGCCUGUGCCAGGCUCUCAGAUAGUAUAGUGCGGACGUGUUAAAACGAGCAAAGCGAAAAUAAGACGCGCACGACUUGGGAAAGGGGGCGGUGGCGCACAGUCUCUCCCCAGCCCUAGUGCGUUUUUCGAAUUUCUUUUAACUGAACGACUUUUCAACACUAUCUCGGAGCCUGGAACAGGUUACUCACUGUGGAAGUGGUUAACUAAAGCGGCCAAUACGUUGGUCAGGUCGACAAUGAAAAUCUUCAGGCAUCGUGAUCAGUUACGACUGUUCCAAGCAAACAACACCAUAUACAUGCCGACUAGCUCCAAGCCUAAUGGUGGGCGUGUUCUAUUAAAAUGCCCUGCCGCAUAAUACUUGAACAGAAGCUGACCUUAAAAUGAUGAAGUCUCCUGAAGAAAUGCUAUUUCAGGCGCUGGUGUACUCAAUACGCCUCUACGUUUUUUUGGUGUUCUACUUUUACCUGUUCGUUUCCUGAUUUUUAACUAGCUGGGGAUCUGUUUAAACUCGUUUUGUGUGUUAAAAUAGAUGUUCCUAUAAAGGAGAAACUGUAUUAACACCUUUGGUAUCGGAAAGGGGGAAAGCCCAAAAAUAAGGUAGCGCCAAAACGGAGCACUUAAUAAGACCCUCUAGGAAGGUUGCGUUCCCGCACUUGCCAUCCACCAGCACCAAUAGCAGUGUUGAGCUUCGAGUAUCAAUUAACCCGAUUACCCAUCGAUUCUCUCCCGAUGCGUGCGGCCGCCCGUACCAAGAAUUAGCGGUCGAAUUUCAUUCUAACCCAACAAAUAAAGAAUUUGUAAUAAAGUUGAGUAAGAACUGUGUACAAGACUGAGGUCGGGUUAGUUGUAACCAAAUUGUUAUGAUUUGUUUAUUUCUCCUCAGGUGAUCGCUGCCCCGUUUGCUGCCGGAGCACUGUUUCUCAAACCUCCAUAUGCUUUUAUCAGUCUUAUACCGUCCAACAUCAUUGGUGAAAUGUGGAUAGGAGUGACAUUAACUGUGGUAGUUGAACUUGUGCCAAACACCAUUCGUUCACCUGCGAUCGCUGGUUACCUAUUUAUAAUCUCUAUUAUCGGCGGUAACAUGCCAUUGCUAGUUCCUCCACUGAAGAGAUUAACUAGUCUGCGUACAGCGUUAUAUAUUCUUUUUCCUGGUUUGUACUUGCUUAGUUCAGUACUGUUCUUGUUGACUGUGUUUUCACUGAAGUGGGAUCUACGGCGUGUACAAGAGGAAGAGGAUGAGAUACGGCCAUUAUUACCGGAGAGAGCUACUUUUAAACGUCAAGGGAAACAGUGA
This is a messenger RNA of Porites evermanni, 7473 nucleotides long. The record is from the annotation of a GenBank genome assembly. Lineage: Eukaryota; Metazoa; Cnidaria; Anthozoa; Scleractinia; Poritidae.